Spirometra erinaceieuropaei is the source of this 13308-nucleotide messenger RNA. The record is from the annotation of a GenBank genome assembly. Lineage: Eukaryota; Metazoa; Platyhelminthes; Cestoda; Diphyllobothriidea; Diphyllobothriidae.
AUGCCAUUCCUGCACGUGCCCCGCCUCGAAAUUGUUCUGCGUGGAAAGGCGGAAGAGGACAGCUUGCACUUGCAGCUCACGGUGUGUCUAUUUGAAAGUCUUUACCGUCUCAGGUUAGCAUAUGUCGAGUCGAUGAUCUGAGAAAUAUGAAGGGCUCAGUGGAUAAGUGGAAUUGCGUGGCUGACAUCUCGGAGGGCUUAUCCGGCUCUCCAUUAUCAACGCGCUUUGUGCAGCUGUCUAUGAAAUACGUUGUAGCGAUGGAGACUGCAACUACGUUGGGGAAACCGGGCGGAAAUUGCAGACCUCUCUACACGAGCAGAAACUAGAAACUCGGAGACUAGACCCGAACUCACCUUGCGACUCACUUCUAAGAGACUGGCCACAGUUUUGGUUUCCAAGGCACAACCGUCUUAAGCGGGGGCACCUCAAAGACAGAACGUCUCACAUUUGAGGCUUGGAACUCAGAUGUCAGCGGGCAUCUAGACCUUCCUUUGGCCUAUAGAAUCCCACGUCACUGCACACGCCAUUACCAGGACAAGACGAUCACAUGGAGCUUAAACAUAUCGAGCAAGCACGGCCCUUCGAUUAAUUCGCCCAAAACGGGGGCACAGGUGCAACCGAACCCUAUUGGGUUGACGACACACGACGCAGGAGGCCUCCUACGCUCACAGAAAACGGCCAGUAGGCCAAAACAGCGAAAGAAGAGUAAAAAUUGAUCUGCCCAAGGCCAACUAACUCGACGGUUUGUUGAGAAUUCUGGUCAAUUUUUGCACAAAACGCCUUGCUAACGGAGAGCCGGCCAAGCCCUCCGAAUCGUCAGCCACUCAAUUUCACUGAUCUGGUGCGCCCUUUAUAAUUCUCAGUCUAUUAACUCGGACAGCAGGAAAGAAGUGCAGUUCUUGGUGAUUGUCAUUUUUUCCAUCAACAAAGAAAACGACGAUAUUUCUGUUCACAUGCAGUUGGUGGGCUGACUCAUGAAAUGUCGACCGAAAUUCCCAAAUGCGUUUUCGUUUAGAAAAGAUUAAUUAAGUAGGGUUGUCAAACUAGUCAACCCACGACAUAAUUCUUUGAUAUUUCAGCUACCUCAGGGUGCCGGCGUACGAACAAACUUCCUUCCGGCUGCAUACAAAAACAAUACUCUGUAAAAAAAUGACUAUCUAAGCAGCAUGCAUUGUUCUCUUUGAUUUUCGAUGCCCCUAAAAGUCCAAUCAUAUUUCUUCACAAAAAUAUUCAUUCUUUCGCCCAUUCGGUAAAAAAUUGCCUUCUCUUUCAAUGUUAUACUCCACGGAAGGACAUAAUUCGUUUUUAAAAAUGUUUCAAAUUGUGCGACAUUUUAAUACCCUGAAACGGCCGUUCAUAAAUCAUCAUGUCUCUGCAUUUACCAGUGUAGCCUGUACAGUUAGCAGUAUGGAUCAAAUCUAAUGCUAAAUUUUAUGAACCCCAUGUGGUCUCCUCUUAAUAACGUAGAGAAAUGUGUGGUUUUCCGUACGCGGAAAAUAAAUGGCUUGUAGUUUGGUAACCCUGAAUGCAAGUAUGACAGCAGAGCGGGUUCAAAACAAUUCGGGAAUCGGGAAAGUUUAUGAAAACCGAAUAAUACACUUUCUUCGAGUUCAAAAUUGGAAGAAGACGCAAAUUUCUACCGAAUGAGCGGGAGAAUGAAUAUUUGGGCUUGUUUUCCAUGAAAUAUAAUUGGACUUUGAGGGGCCUCGAAAAUCAAUUAGGAAAAUGCAGCACUACACAACGAAAACGACUGUUUUUCUACUUACAUACGUACGAUAAGAGAGGACGUUCAUCGGUCAGGUUACGGGCCAUGCUCGUCCCGUUGCGACUUGGGCCUCGCAGACAGCUUCAUAACGAUGGGACGGGCACGCAGCGUAACCUAGUCGGUGAACGCCCUUCCUACGAUAGUGAAUAUUCCCGACCAAAAAGCCCACACAAAGAUGGACUCGUGAUCCAAUAUUCAGACUCCGGGUUCGAGUCUCAGGAUAUCCAAAUCUGGAGUUGCGACAGCUAGUAAGCCAGAAAUAGUCAUCCCAGUUCGUACUCCGUCUACAGGUGCAUAUGUACACCUGUAAUAUAUUGUCAUGCGAUAGCUACUUAUUUCAUUUAGGUAGUCUGAUAUAGUUAAUAACCCAGUUUCUCGAUUACUGCAGGCCGCUUUUUGUGCUACUCAGAUGUAAUUAUGGAGUCAUAAUUCCUGGUUAUUCCUAUACCUGUGUCUUUCCGCCUGUCGGUUUUCUAAUGACAGUGACCGUGUACGGCUUGCUGUCUGCCGUAAUGUUAUAUCCCCCGUGGAACAGAAGACGGCCAGGUAACAGCCACACUGCGAUGAUCAAUACGUGUACACCAACUCCCAAUCCUUCUGUUCAUGUCGUCGUAUUCAAGGGUCUUGUCCUUACUUGAUGCUCCUGUUCCAAUGGGGGCUGGGCUCAGAGCGCCAGCAUAGGCAUACCCUGGCGCGUUCCCGGCCCUUGAAGGCCGUGCAUAAUCCGGUGGCGCGCGCUAAUUGCUGAGUAACGCGCGGGUUCGGUAGGCGGAACUGACCUUCCGGUUCGGCUGUCCCAUGUCGUGCAUAACGGCAGGAGAAGAAUGGUGCGUCCCGUUCCGGGCCACCCUGGCAUCUCCCGUUGUUGAAGAGUGGGCCUCGUACGUUCGACGACCAGAGACGAUCGCAAGUUUUUUAGGGAGACGCCUUGUUCUAGAGGACUUUCUGGCGACUUCGACGACCACCUAGAACGUCAGUCUUGUGAAUCCAAGUACUGAAGGGCCAACUUGUGGUCUGAGCUCGUUCGGUGUCCCAUUUGGUUCGCCCGUCUUCUCGUAUAACCUCUAUUCGUCUCAACAUCAAAGACCACGCUGUGUGCCCUUUUGAUUGUACCCUCUAUCCAAGGUUCUGCUCCAUAAACGUAUUUUCGUAAGUGUGCCUUCCCUCACCCCCCCCCCCUCCUGAUCAUGGUUUUCUUGGUGGCUUUUUCUGAGGCACACGUUUCAGUUACUGGAGACGCGCCUCUCGUUGUCUGCCAAAGAAUUUUUCUGCCGAGUUAGAUCUACCUUGCCCGGCUUUGGGCGUCGCUCGAUAGGCCAGUAGGAACCUAUUCAGUUGUUCCAUCUUAACGCCCGAGUUUGACAUCUCCCUCAUCGCCCUUUUGAAAGUUCCGACGGUAGAGUUAGUUUUGAGGAAGAUUACAGCAAAUGCACUAAUCGCUUAAUUAACACUCCAGCUACUUGUGUACCAACUGAUUUUAUUGUUAGGUGUCCUCCAACCUAUCUAAGCCGUUUUUUGUUUCGGAUUCACCUUUGCUCAUCUGCGUAUUCACAGGCCAACACCAAUCACCAGGCGGUGCACGCUUACUAAAAGUGAACCGAUACCCACGUCUCUCUUCUAAAGUUUUCUCUCGUGGCGCUUUGUGAUUCCAGCUGACAUAUACGUGUCAGUGGCCCUGUCGAAGCGUUGUGGUUCCUUGUCUGCACUUUGUCCUACGUUUCUGUAGUCUGUCAGUCAAUCCUCUUUUUUUUAUCUCCACUGCUACAGUUCAAUUCACUGUCAUCACAUUUGGCAAAGAACUUGUUCACGAAACGUCUUCGCAACUGUCUUCUUCUCGGUCUCUCGGGCGAUUUUGUUCAGAGCGCCGAUUCUCACCUUGUCUGCAGCUACCCAUCCGAGGGAGGUGGGUGUCAAAGCGAGUGUCUACCCUGCAGCCGUCAUGAUCAGUCGACACGGACGGUGCCCAUGACGGUUCGUUGAGUUCUGUUAAUUCGACCACCACCACCAUCACAAUCUUGUGAUUCUCCCCACCCCUGCCUCCCCUCGCUUUUCCCGACUUCUUGCAGUUUUUUACUUGAAAUCAGGGCAGGGAUUGAAUAUGUAAGCCCACUGAGAAAAUGGAGCACGGGGGCCCCUGUUAUACGGGGUAAAUGUUAAUAUGCGUUUUAUCUGUAGGGCACAUGGUGGCGGUAACUAACGGAAUCUGCGGAGGACAAUGUGAAAACUCGUAUUCCUGUCUGUUUUAUUACUCCAACGAUGUGCCGGAACAGAAGUGUGAUAUGAAAGGUUCGAAUUAAGAGCAUGUAAACGGGCGAAAAACAGGUAAUCCAAGGUUUUUGGAUACAGAAGGUUGGGCUGGAUAAGAUUUUAUGCGGCCGGAAAACUUAGCCCUAACCCUAAUCCUUACCCUACACUUAACCUUAGACCUGACCGAACCUUUGUCCGAAAUGUAGUCAUUCUCGUAGGUUUUAACCGCAACCCUAAUUACAUGCCUACGUAAAUGAAGUAAGUAAGCAUUUCGUAGCAACAAAAACUGGAGGUGACGUAUUCAGUUACCGUCGUCGAAGGGUGUGCUUAAAGUGUUGCUUUUUCUUAACUGAGGCAUUCUGCGUACUUGGUCGCACGAAUAACCGCAGUGGUCUUGCUACUGCUCAUUUGUCUACGGGUUUCAAAUCGCAUUCGGCUUAGGAACCGGCUGUAGAGUUUAUAAAAUCCCACCGCCGCGGGCAUGUAAGUAGGACGUUUUUAAGACAAAUGAUACAAGCAUGGAUUAUACAAGAUUAUCCAUACUUGCGGCCCUUAGGGCCCCGAAUUCUGUGUCUUUAAAGUGAUUCAGGAAAGCAUAUUCAUGGAUACUUUAAGGCUGGUUUUGUCGAAACAACCGCAUGCAAGCCUUUGGCACUUCCGUAAUGGGCCAGAAAACACAACAGUCUCCGACCCGAUCUUGGCUGCCAAGAGUCAUCGUGCGGCACGCGUAGACGUAUACUUUAAGCCGUCUAAACCGCCGAGUCACGUCUCCAUGCUACUUAACUCAAAUUUGCCACUGGCGCCUGAUGGGAGGAGGAAACUACGAUGUUUACUCGGCGCAUGCUUUCCAUAGUAGAGCGAACCUGACACUAUUUUGAAUUCGCUACUGCUAAAAGUCGACUCUUGACAGGUUAUCCACUUAGCAGUUGUCCUGAUCCACCUCAAAGCAGAAUUUCAGAUCGCAGCGCCUCCUUCUCAAUGGACCGUUUACGUGGGCCUUCAAUUAUAGAUCCAAAGCCCAUUCCCUUUAGUCUGAUUCGAGGUCACGUAAGAACCCGGCUAGUGUGUUGCGCGCGUGCGCUCCCCAAACGGGCCACGUGGUAGAUGCGCUGGACGGGGGCCAUAUCGGAUCCUGGCAGGCGUUAUCGGACUUGCACACCAUAACAAAUGACAACAUUUCGGGGUGCAGUGGCAGACUCGGUUGCCGGUGCACGUUGCGCACACUUGAAACCUGCAACCCCCCCCCUCACCCCAUUGUUCUUGUUGUUCAAAAACCUGGUUAUUUCUGUGUGGACCAGGAGGUGUGGAGUGAAACACUAAUGUGCGGGCUCGAUCGUGCCAUCUACCUGCGCCCUCCCCGUCUCCGGUCUUCUUGACUCUGUUUUGACACCGGGUCCAGGUGGGGGAGGAGGAAAGUGUGCGGGUGGUGCUGUGAAAGUCUGCUAUUACUGUAAAUCAUAGAUGUUUUGGCAGCCUUCCCCUUGCUGUGCGCGUUCGAAUCCCACCGAGGUGCGGAGUUUUUCCCGGUUAGGUCAAUAUGCAUCAUUACUGUAAACUAAAUUUUCGCAAAUGUGACCGUCCCUGCUAUCAUCCUGCUGUUGGGGCAUACAGUGGACAUCGUCGGAUGCGACGAUCGAGCUCUUGUGUUGCGUUCGUAUCUCUGAACCCGACCAUUACUUCCACGCUUCUUCCUAGUCGUCUCCAAUUCAACCUGUUAUUUGAACAUGGUGAACAUGAAAGCAGAAAGUUGGGCAGAUACCCUGCAAGUCAUCCCUGCCCCAUAAAUAAUCUCGCCAAUCGCAAACGACGAGGACGAUCAACACCAUCAUCAGAGGUGAAAUGUUUGUGGCUGUGACAUAUACAGCGAAGAAGACUUGAAGCACGUGUACCCCGCUCCCUCUUUCCCUUCCGGCAGAAAGCUAAGCCGUCCAACGCAUCUACUCUAAGCCGAGCCUGCAGCUUAACCGGCAUUUUGGGCAACUCCAUACUCCGGUCAGACUUACCAACGGAGCUAAGAGGGAAGCCUGUCUGCGUAGUCAUCAUACACUGUCCAACAUACAAGUGUUCCUAAAUCAAGCAAUCAUUUCCCAUGGCCAUUCGCCAGGCCCCAUAAGGCCAAGAACCCUGCGUAAUGCGUAAAGUUAAAAUUCCCGUCGGGCAAACUGUCAGCUUUUAACAAUUGCAGUAAGACGGAGUUUUCAAACUUAACGUGCUCGGAAGGAUCAAUGGCGUGUUUACUGGGAAUCUUCUGCAAUUACUAGAGAAGCAUUGCUAAAUCCGUGCUGCACGCGCAGACUGUAUGUGCGUACAUCAUCAACCUCCACUUAACGUCCCUUUUCUUCUCCUAUCUGCUAGGGUGCCUCCUUUGUCGUCUUUGAGGGCGGUGCGAGCCAUUCGAGUCUGUCCAUUGUGGAGGACGGCUGUGUGGCGCGACUUACCGCAGAACAGUUCACCCUUCUGACCUCGGCUCUGCGCGCCCGCCGUCCACUCAGCCUGAACGCACAGACGCCCAACGCACCUGCGAUUGUUACUGUUGUCUGGCUGGACGAGGAGGCUGAGGCCGACAUGCUGCCUUCACCAUUUACUACCCGAGUAAGGCAUGAGUCAGGAUUUUUGUUUUGGGCUCAUUUUGUCGACCGCCUGCCCAUUUUUACCUUCUUUACUGUACGCAGUCAAUUGCUUCAGUUACUCACACUCAGUCUUAAAGGAGGACACUUUUUUUAAAAAAUCAGAAAUUGAUCGUCGAUAAUUGCACGAACUUGGAACUUUCUGUGGCCUCGCGGGCUAUCAGACCUUCUGCUCAUAAUGCCAAUGCUUUUGGUUGCUUUCCUGCAUUCUGAUGUGACGCACUCUGGGAACGUCUUGGUUCGUUUGCCAGCUAAGCGACCAUCAAAACUCCCUUCCGAUUAUUCUCCGUAACACCAUCCCCUCCAUACCAUUGGUAUUUCCAGUUCAGUUGGAUAGACGGUCGGCCGAUUCCUUCGCGUUUGACCUUUUGCCUCCCGCCGGAACAGCAGGUGCGCCAUUGGUUGAUGACUACACAACAGUCCUCUCUGCGCGCCCCUUCAUCGGAUAAUGAGGGACAAACGGUUGCAACGAAACCGCUCGUUGCCUGGGUUCGGUUGCACAAGUUAGGUGAACCUUCUGUCUUCGCUGUGGACAAUCAGUCUGGGGAAUCGCUUGAUCUCUCUGCCGUAACCAAUGCGAUCGUCUGCGCCUUUAUUACAGUGAGUUCAUUCUCGCUGUCGUUAUUUUUACCAGUUGACGGCAAUUUCUUGUCCUUUUCUACUCUUAAAAUACACAAAAUUAUAGUCAUUUCUGUUCAACGUUUUGUCGGACAACCUAGAGAAUUCGCAUUAUCCAAUGACUAGAAGGCACAGCAGGUGUACAAGCUCAUGAAACGUCAUGAGUUAGCGCAAGAAAAUCCGCCCAGACUGCGUUCCUCAAAGUCUGACAGCCGUAAAAAACGAUCUUUGUCAAAAAGAAGGCCUAGUUGAGUUAAUUAAUAUUUAAAAACGUAAAAAUAAUUAAUUUUCACCGAAAACUAUAAUUCCAGAAAAUGGCCAUAUUAUAAAUCGCUUACAUGGGGCCAACUGUAAGAGUGCAUAAGGAAGCGCGAUGCUUGAAAAAGAAAAAUACUGAAAUAAAACGUACAAAAGAUCAGUACCUUGUUGAUUGUCCGUUUGUAUUUAUGACAGCAGAAGGUGUCUCGGAUAUGGAGAUGGCCUGGUUGUAUAUAGUGGAUUGUUCAAUGUGAUUCUAAUGCUCAAAAUCAAGCUUUUCUUGAAUUGAAAGUUUCAUAUCUGCCGCGUGCCAUUGUCUUUUGAUAAGUACGAAAAAAAUCGAUAGGAUUGAGAUCCGAGUUGUUGUUAGGGAUAAAAAUCGACUGAAGGCCACACGCAGAGAGGCUGGCUGUUGUCAAAAAGUCAGAUUACUGUUGAAAGCCUUGUUUAGUUCAUACUUCGUUAGAACGAUGGAGAGGGGCACUGUCGUAUAAAAUUACGAUAUCAAAUUGGCAUCGAUAGAUGUCGUUGUAAAUGAAAACGUCCGUCACACUGUUGACGAACACCUUGCUGUUGAUGUUGUCCGUAGUCGACCGCCAGACUGGCCGCUCUCCGAAUUCAGUAGCCAUCCAAACGACUAGCCGUCGCGAGUACUCAAAAUAUAUAUGUUUACGCCUAGUAACUGUCAGUGUGCUAAAAGAAAAAAACUACUGCCAAACGUUUGCAACUGAGUCUCCUGACACGAAACGCCACAAAUUUACAAAUCAAAAUUUAUAAGCUGAAGCAGUGCAAUUUUUCGUACCCGCCCCUACCUGAUUUUCAUGGAAGCAAAAUCGACUUUUCUGCCCUCCGUAGGGACUUAUUUCGUACUUUUCCUGUUUAUAUUUCUCACCGUGGAGUUUCGUCUGUGAAUUUCACUAGCAUAGGAAAUUACUUGGAUAUCAAUAAAGAUCGGAUUUGGUCGCAAUCUGACCAGUUUUUCUUCAGUCAAACUGAGUUGAAAUGAAUCCAUCUUCAGACCGCUUAAGUUUGCCAACGAUCAGGGAAGCUAUAACUCCGAGGCAAGUACUGACCCUUGUCUGUAACCAGCCAGACAGAAGCGCACUUGCUAAAGAUGGUUUAUAGCAGUGAAUCAGAAGACGUGGUUGGCGGAAUUGCCAUACCUUUAACAGGGGGCUUAGGGUGAAUGACCACCCACAAAACUUCAUCGGUUGGUGCAUGCAAGGGCAAGAAGCAAAACCAAUUCGCAUCGGGCUGAAAUUCUGACGGACACUCCCGUAUAUCAAGAACAUCCCAGAAGGCGUCUGUUGCCUUUGCGUGCAGACCAAAGACAGCCUUCUGAUGACAUGUGAUGAAACUGUAAGACUCGUUUCCAGGACAAGAAACGUCUGGAGUACUUUACCGGGUCUGGUGCAGUUGUUGAGAUGGCAACUAUAUUGGGAAAAGUAGGCGAUUAUUGCAGGCGUGGAUGACUGAACGCGCAACAACAGGCGAAGGAAUGACGCCAAGUCUCAGGUCAUAGCUGACUCAAUUCGACCCAGUCACACGUAUGAUCUCAAAAUUCUUGUAUGAGGCGACGGCCCCAUGAGUCACGAGUUGCCUGAGUCAUGACUCUACGAGAACUUCACCUGGGUGAUGUAGUUAACUCCGGUAUUUGCGGUCUUAAUGGUCCAGUACCUAUUACACCAUCCACCAACUGCCGUGAUGGCAUCGUGUCAAUUAGCAACUUAGAUGCGUGCUGUCAAUCCUUCAUCGUAGCAAGGUUGAAUAACUACUAUAAGUGCACGUACGACCUAGCAACCACGUCGUAUAAAUCAUUUGUCGCCCGUGCGCCCGACGAUGCGUUCGAGCGUGAACUCGAAAAGUCAGGUGACGGAAAUCCUAUUUUUCUGUCGAGUAAAUCACCUUUUCGGCUGCAUACGGAGACUCUUUUUCCACUUUAUCGCCAAAAAUCUGAAAACCCUUCUAGGUAUUUGGUGUUUUGUUGACUGCCUUCAGUGCGCUGUUUUCGUUCACACUUUUUCACUCACAUAAAUCGCGUGUUUUGCCGACUCAUUUGCAAACGUUAGUCGUCGCCACCGCCCCGUUCUAACGCACACUGUUCAGCUCUCGUUAAUUAAGUCUUUCUUCGCGAUUGCCCUCAUGCGGCUGAAAAUUAACUACGCCUGUGUUCUCUAGCGUUUGAUUACUUCUGAGUGAAGCACUGUGUGUGUGCUUUUUAUCGCCCUAGUUUCGGUCCUGUUUGGGUGUGUGUCUGCCUCGCGUUGACUAGGAAUGCAGCUGAUUUGUGACGAUGUCAGUGGAAAGGCCGCCGUCGUUGUCGUCCGGUCCCCGCCACACAGUCUUAGGCCGGCAGGCGUCAAAGUGACACCAGUAGUCAUCAGACUGUGUGCGUUUUUGCUCCACCCCCUUCUUUUCGUAUAUGAUUCCUCACACACAUUUUUUGUAAUUCCUCACCCUCACCGUUCUUUGCGAUGCGCGGACUUUGAUCGCUUGGUUACACACACACAGUAGCUCUUGGAACUAAUCAGCCGCCGACUGAGCUCCCUAAGCUUGCUUUUGAACGGCUGCAGUUUAUUGGAAGGAUGAGUGCAUAGUCGAAAACUAGUUUAUACAUAUAUUUAUUUGGUAAAGGUAUUAUACCGUACUCCCGACAUAGAUACUUGCUAAAAGCCCAGACACGUGUUUCGCCGAUAUUCUGCCGCUGCAUGACACAGCUGCGAGGGGUUCGGCUCUUCAGUGGGACCCCCAGCGUUCUCUAGCGGUUUCUGGUAUAUGAACUCCAGAGAAUAAUCAAGUGAAUAAUUUCAGAAAUUACUCAGUGCAGUACUUGGAGUUAUAUCUCCGGGACCGAACCGAAAUUUCAAUCAACAUUCGAGUCGAAGGCAGUAACUCAUUUUCUUCUAUCGGCUAUUCCGGCUCAAGUGAUACUCCGUCAGCUUUGUGAAAAACUGUUUCAGACAUUAGAAACAACCGCGAUGCUUCGCUUUUAAUGAAGGACCAUAACUGCGGAAGUUCUACUCCUUACCCUGCAUGCAGGUCAUUACCGAAGCGGUGUGACAUCUCCAUUGCCCACAAGCCGGCGUCUUACCUGCACGCAACACUAUCUCGAGUAAAAAAAAUCCCAUGCCCAAAUAGCAGCAAACUAGUGUCAUCUACCGCAUUCCGUGUGACAAUUACUCUUGCGAUUAUGUUGCGAUCACACAGACCGAAGACUUUGGACGCUUAUAAACGAACAUAAACUGGCCAUCAGCCGACGUGACCCUUUGUCACUUGUAUUUGCGUACGUCCUUGAAUGCGACCACCGCUUCAAUUGGGAGGGAACUGAAGUUUUUGCCAUGUCUAACACCAAAUAGGCUCGAGAAUUCCUCGAAGCCUGGCACUCUAACACGACCAGCAUCAAUCGCCAUGUCGAUCUGGACGCUCAUUACGAAGGUCUGUGUGCCCGACUCACUGACUUGCGCCCACAGCCCAACAACAGCCGCUAAUCCACACUGGGCCACCCCCUCCCCCAGACAGCGAACUACAACUGCAACCCUUAACACCCUCAACGGUGGCGCACUGAAUUCUGCCUUCCACCAUGCCGGAUCGAUGAUCACUAAUUCCACUGUCUGCAGCCCCACUCAAUCGUCACCCCUCUAUCCUCCAACACAGGGAGCCGCAACAGUUUUCCCUGCCCUUCCUCGCCCCAGAUCCUUGCCUAAUUAUAUGCCUACCCUUUUCACACACUGGUUGCUUGUUUGUUGGUGGCUGUCCUGUCGCGCUUACCAAUUUGGUCUGAUCAUUUCACUUUUUCUCCGUUUAUUUCGCCUGCCGAUGGGCCUGUGUCACCAGCUUGAAAAUUCGCGAAUACAACUCGAUUUUUUCCGACGAGCCUUCUACCUUCAUCAUAUUAUCUCGGAAUGUACACUGCCUCAGCUCUUCACGUGCAUGCAUAUAUGAGUUGAGACCGACAAAGACAAGGGAGACUGGAAUGGCCAUUUUUGGCUUAUUAGCCGUCGUCCGCCAGUCAAGUGUGGAUCACUUGAGAUUCGAAGAGGAGAGACGACAGAGUCUAGGGGUAGAGGACUGUUUGGGGCUUGUUUGUGUUCAUUCAGUCGACCACAACCCAGACCGACAACGUAAACAUACACGCCUGCCGCAGCUGAUCUACCACUGCGGUCUACCAGAUGGGUGAUAAGCACCCCAUCAAACCGAAGUUCGUUAGUGCCUCGCCACCCGCUAUUCUUUACAUACAGUAGGUGGGCUAACUCAUUAAAUGCCAACCGAAAUUCCCAAAUGCCCUUUCCUUUCUAAAAGACUAACUAAGAAGGGUUGUAAAAGUAGUCAGCCUGCAACAUAAUUCUAUAAUAUUUCAGUUACCUCCGGACGCCGGCUUUCGAACGAAUUUCCUUCCGGCUGCAUGCAAAAACUAAACUCUGUAAAAAAUGACUACUUAGUAGUAUGAAUUUUUCCAAUUGAUUUUUGACGUCGCUAAAAGUCGGACUAUAUUUCAUGGAAAACAUGCAUAAAAAUAUUAGUUCGUUUACUCAUUCGGUAGAAAAUUACGUCUUCUUCUAAUUUUAUACUCAAAGGAUGCACGGGAUUUGGUUUAGAAAGAGUUUCUAAUUGUGGGACUUUGAAAUACCCCGAAAUGGCCGUUCGUAAACCGUUAUGUACCAAUGUGGCUUGUAAAGUUAACAAUAUGGAUCAAAUCCACUGCUAAAUUUUAUGAACCCUAUAUGGUCCACGGUUAUUACCGUAGAAAAAUGUGUGGUUUUCCGUGCGCGGAAAACAUACGGCUUGUAGUCUGGAAACCCUGAAUCCAAGUGUAACGGUAGAGGGUGCUCAAAAUUAUUCAGGAAUUGGGAAAUUUUUGAAAACCGAAUACUACCCUCUCUUCGAGUAUAAAUUUCCAGAAAACCGAAGUUACUACCGAAUAAACAAAAGAAUGAAUAUUUUUAUGUAUAUUUUCCAUAAAAUAUAAUUGGACUUUUAGGAGCAUUGAAAAUCAGCGAGAACACUUCAUGCUGCGUAAGUAGUCAUUUUUUACAGAGUUUAGUUUUCACGUGCAGCCGGAAGGAAGUUCGUUCGAAAGCCCGCAUCCUCAGGUAGCCGAAAUAUUAUAGAAUUAUGCUGCAGGCCGAUUACUUUUACAACCCUAUCUUAUAAAUCUUUUCGAAACGUAAACGCAUUUCGGAAUUUCGGUUGGCAUUUCAUGAGUCCACCCACCUACUGUAUGGGCAAGUCGCUUUUUAGGUCAGAGUGGUCAGCCGGUAAAGUGUUGCAUUUCAGCGCUGCCGUCCUUUCUAUAAAUUUGUAACAACUGUCCUGACUGCAGUCACUUUUUUUCUUAUGUUCAAGGCCCUGGUACCGUAUGUGCGAAAGCUCCUUGUUGCAAAUGUGACCCAGUUCGCUCUGCGCAUUCGUCUACAACCGCCGACGGUUUUCAACUUCCUAAUUGGCAGUCCAUCUCUGUGGUCUGGCAUCCGUACUGUCACGUCCUCUGACGUUACCUUCUGCAGUGACUUCUUCCAAGGCCGGCGGCGUUGGUGGUGGUUGCGGCAGCAGCCAUGCACCCCUGCGGCCGAUAGCCCCAUGUUGCAGCCCCCCUCCCAGCUGCCCCUGUUGGAGGACUCGGGUUACAUCAACGAUGUGGACUCCGCUCUGAUUCCCAUGCUGGACGGUCUGACUCGAAACAUCACCUGUCGUCGGUUAGUGGAGCAGGCCUCCACGGAUGCUACGGGGGACGACGAUGACAGUCAGCCACCGCCAGCUCUAGAAUUUGAAUUUGACUUUACAUUGCACGCCUAG